UAUUCAACGUGUGUACAGCGUCUUGUACCAGAUUAACUUUUCAUCCCGUAGAAGAAGGCCAGACACUAUGUAUGUCGCAGCAUUUAUUUCGUUAGUUGGUUUUGCGAGUGGAGUUUUGUCAAAUAGUAUAUUUUCACCAUGCAAACUGAACGAUAAGUCCUGUAUAGAGAAAUCAGUAAACCUUGCGCUACCAAAAAUAAUUGCCGGGAUCCCGGAACUCGGUAUUGAAUCCUCUGACCCGAUGUUCGUCGAUUUAAUCGAAGGAAACUUAUCUAUCAUAACGUACAAAUUCUUCAAUACUACAAUCGAUGGAUAUAAAGACUGCACAGUUACAAAUUUAAAAAUUGACGAAGAACUUACAAAACUACAUUAUGAUCUGAACUGUCCUAAACUUCAAUUAAAUGGAAAAUACGAAGUCAAUGGACGUCUCAUUGUAUUACCAGUGGAGGGAAAAGGAGAUUUUAAUCUGGUUGCAGGAAAAUAUUUAAUGACUGCCGAAUGUGAUUUGAAGAAAAUCCAAGGGAGUGAUGGAAAAACUCAUUUAUCAAUAAAGAAUUUCAAACUGACGAUGAAACCGUUGGCUCCUAUAAAAUUCAGGUUCCAAAACUUAUUUAACGGACAAAAAGACUUAUCUGAUGCAGUACAUAAGUUUGCUAAUGAAAAUUGGCUAGAAGUAACGGAGCUAGUUCAAGAACCAGUCUGGAACACUUGUACAAAAAAAAUCUUCGGCUAUGUUAACAAAUAUCUGAAAACUGUCGCACUUGAAGACCUCAUUCUAAAUUGUAGUAUUAAUACACCUUGUAAAGUCAGUGAUUCGUCAUGCAUGGAAAAAUUCCUGAACACCAUGCAGAAAGAAAUAGUUAAUGGAAUUUCAGAACUCGGAAUAAAGAACUCGGACCCAUUAUUCGUUGAAAUAAUUGAGGGGAACCUGUCAAUUUUAAAAUAUACGCUUUUUAAUAGCACCCUUAAUGGAUACAGAGGCUGCUUCAUAUCAAAUGUAAAGUUAGAUGAGGACGUUACAAAAUUGAAAUUCGACUUAAACUGCGAUAGACUUAGUAUAAAAGGUAAAUACGAGAUGAGCGGACAUCUCAUAGCGUUGCCGAUAGAAGGAAAAGGCGAUUACGAAUCAGUUGCAGCAAAAUAUAUAGUGCACGUCGAGUCUGAUUUGAAUAAAGUUAAAGGAAGUGACGGAAAACUACAUUUAUCUAUCGAUAACAGUAAACUGAAAUGCGUACCUCAAGAUAUUAUUACAUAUAAUUUUGAAAACUUAUUUAACGGAAGAAAAGAUUUAGCGGACGUGAUACAUAAGUUUGCUUUUGAAAACUGGAGAGAAGUCGCCGAACUAGUUCAAGAUCCAAUUUGGAACGCAUUGUUUAAGAAAAUUACCAUCAGUAUGAAUAAAUAUCUUCAAAAUAUUCCAUUGGAAGACAUUAUACAAAGUUAAUUCACAAGAAAUGGAAUAUUAACUUAUUAAAUUAAAUUAGAUAUUUUAAAAAAA
Messenger RNA from Melitaea cinxia (Glanville fritillary), 1498 nucleotides. RefSeq lists its product as uncharacterized. The transcript is spliced from 9 exons. The coding region runs from base 68 to 1444 and encodes 458 amino acids. NCBI's taxonomy places the organism in Eukaryota, Metazoa, Arthropoda, Insecta, Lepidoptera, Nymphalidae. The record is from RefSeq and is a predicted model, not a curated record.